AUGAGCAACAAGUGGUGUGUUUGGUUCAUCCUUUUCCAAUGUCUUCUUCUUCUCCUUAAUCCUCAACAAUCGUCCUUGAUAACGGUCAUCCAUUCUCAAAGCCUCUCUUCUUCCAUAUUUGCUUCACCAUGUCCCAUCAAUUAUUACAAUUCGUUACAAACCAAUACAACAACCUCUUCCUCCUCAUUAUCAUCCAUACGAUGCGUUCCAAUCUCUUCUCAUCCUCUUUACAUGAAAUCAUGUGAGCUCUCCUUAGACUUUUCUGAAAACUCCAUCAUGGUGAAAGAUCCUUGUCAAGCCUUAGAUCCUCCUUCCGUACCAUUAUUACAGUGUUAUGUGCAUCGUUGUGUGCCAUGUAUUCCCAAUUCCAUGGAGGCUACUUCGGGUUUAUAUUGUAAAGCGAAUCUAUGGAAUACGAAUGAUGAUGAAAAGGAUGACCUCAUUGAAUUUAAACAAAUUUCGUAUUACAUGGGUUGGGAAUAUUUAGAUCGGAUCUUGUUGUUGUGGAUAAUCUUUUUGGGAUUGCUGGUCUUGUAUUUUGUCGUGUAUAUGGUUGUAAAUUAUAACAAGUAUAGUCAUCGAGAGUUUAAGAGACAAUAUGAAUUGUAUAUCUAUGAUUUCAUUGUGAAAAAGAUUCAUGAAUAUUGA
Molecule: messenger RNA, 648 nt
Organism: Naegleria lovaniensis
Lineage: Eukaryota; Heterolobosea; Eutetramitea; Acrasida; Naegleriidae
Exons: 1
Coding region: 1-648 (215 amino acids)
Source: RefSeq, a predicted model, not a curated record